AAGUGGUCCGAACAUUCAGAGCGACAGACGAGGAGAGAAACGACGGAAAUCUCUGACAGACGGCCGAACGAGUGGAAACAAGAGAAGAAGAAGAAGAGACGGAGAAUGUUUCCUGUGUGGCUAUUGGUGGCGGUGGUGGCUGUGGGCGGGGCCAGAGGAGACGCAAGUCAGUGCUGGGAGCAUCCGAGCUGCCAGGAGCUGAACUCAGAGAGCAGCAUGAUGGACUGCAUCCAGCUGUGUCGCUCUGCCCUCACGGCUGAGACGCCCAUCAUCCCAGGAAACGCCCACCUCCAACCUCCACCUUCCUCCUCCUCCUCCUCCUCCUCCACUUCCUCCUCCCCUCAGACCAAACGCUCGUACUCCAUGGAGCACUUCCGCUGGGGGAAGCCCGUCGGCAGAAAACGCCGCCCAGUCAAAGUCUACACCUCCAACGGCGUGGAGGAGGAGUCAGCCGAGGUUUUCCCUGAGGACUUGAAGAGGAGGGACCUGGUCAGUGAGCUGCUGGCGGCGGCAGCGGCGGCGGAGGAAGAGGAGGAGCAGAAGAUGCAGGAGGCGAUGAAGGAGGAGGAGGAGCGGCUCCUGGAGAAGAAGGACGGCACCUACAAGAUGAAGCAUUUCCGUUGGAGCGGCCCGCCGGCCAGCAAACGCUACGGAGGCUUCAUGAAGAGCUGGGAGGAACGCAGCCAGAGACCUCUGCUCACGCUCUUCAAGACCGUCAUCAACAAAGACGCUCAGCAGAGGAAGUGAGCGAGGAAGAGGAGGAGGAGGAGGAGGCGUGUGCUGACUGAGAGCCUGAGUGAUGGAGAGACAGACAGAGAGGUUUUAU
This is a messenger RNA of Notolabrus celidotus (New Zealand spotty), 826 nucleotides long. RefSeq names its product proopiomelanocortin a (gene pomca). The coding region runs from base 106 to 747 and encodes 213 amino acids. The transcript is spliced from 3 exons. The record is from RefSeq and is a predicted model, not a curated record. Gene Ontology annotation, molecular function: neuropeptide hormone activity. Gene Ontology annotation, biological process: neuropeptide signaling pathway. Lineage: Eukaryota; Metazoa; Chordata; Actinopteri; Labriformes; Labridae. Gene Ontology annotation, cellular component: extracellular region.